AUGGGGACGCUCGCUGUGCUGCUGACCUUGAUGGCCUCAGUCCGCCAGGUUCUUUCCGUGGACAACCUUCCAGUGUGCGGCUCUCCUGUGAUCUCCAAUCGCAUAGUUGGAGGUGUAGACACUUUGGAUGGGGAGUGGCCGUGGCAAGUCAGUCUGCAGUAUGCUAACAUGCACGUCUGUGGGGGCUCCCUGAUCUCACCCCAAUGGGUGCUGACCGCGGCACAUUGCUUUGACGGAUCUGUCCUAGCAGAGUUGUAUACAGUAUAUGUAGGCCCAUACAAGCUGUUUACGGAUAAUCCCAACUCACGCAUCAGCGUAGAAAAUUACUUUCCUAAUGCUAAUUAUAAAGACACCGGAGACAUUGGGGACAUCGCCCUGGUGAAGUUGGCCAGUCCUGUUAAUUAUACUCAAUACAUCAUGCCCAUCUGCCUGCCAUCUUCUUCCGUCACCUUCCCCUGUGGCAUGGAGUGCUGGGUGACUGGCUGGGGGACAACAUCCUACCUAGGGGAUUCACCUGUAGAUGGAACCCUCCAGAAAGUGAUGACUCCACUCAUUGACUACCAAACUUGUGACGCAAUGUAUCAUGUGGACAGCGUGGAAGAUGCGAGUGCGGUUAUUAUCCAAGAUGAAAAGAUAUGUGCGGGCUACAGAAAUGGGCUAAAGGACGCAUGUCAGGUGGGUGACACUAAAAGGGGCUCAUCUUUCACAAUUUUGGAGGAUUCUCCCUCCAAUG
Nanorana parkeri is the source of this 733-nucleotide messenger RNA. RefSeq names its product serine protease 27-like. Gene Ontology annotation, molecular function: serine-type endopeptidase activity. The annotation marks the transcript as partial. The record is from RefSeq and is a predicted model, not a curated record. Gene Ontology annotation, biological process: proteolysis. NCBI's taxonomy places the organism in Eukaryota, Metazoa, Chordata, Amphibia, Anura, Dicroglossidae. The transcript has 4 exons.